Prunus armeniaca (apricot) is the source of this 1122-nucleotide messenger RNA. NCBI's taxonomy places the organism in Eukaryota, Viridiplantae, Streptophyta, Magnoliopsida, Rosales, Rosaceae. The record is from the annotation of a GenBank genome assembly.
AUGGCGGGCGUAUCUCUGAAGUGCGGGGACUGUGGGGCUCUCCUGAAGUCCGUGGAGGAAGCCCAAGAGCAUGCCGAGCUUACCUCCCACUCCAACUUCUCUGAGUCAACCGAAGCUGUUCUCAACCUCGUCUGUUCUUCUUGCGGCAAACCAUGCCGAUCCAAAACCGAAAGUGAUUUGCAUACCAAAAGAACGGGGCAUACUGAGUUUGUUGAUAAGACUGCGGAUACAGUAAAGCCAAUAAGUUUGGAGGUUCCAAAGGUGACAGCUUCAGAGUCCGAAGAGGCUGUUGGUGCAAGUAGCCAGGCAGAAGAAAUGGUUGUUCCAGAGGUUGACAAAAAGCUGCUUGAGGAACUCGAAGGAAUGGGAUUCUCAACAGCGCGGGCAACCCGUGCACUUCACUAUUCUGGUAAUGCAAGCCUGGAGGCUGCAGUCAAUUGGGUGGUUGAACAUGAGAAUGAUCCAGACAUAGAUCAAAUGCCUUCAGUACCAGUCAACACCAAAGUUGAGGCUCCAAAACCUUCUCUCACGCCAGAGCAAUUGAAAGCCAAGCAACAAGAGCUUAGGGAGAAAGCUCGCAAGAAGAAAGAAGAAGAGGAGAAGAGAACGGAAAAAGAAAGAGAAAAGGAGAGGAUUCGAGUAGGCAAGGAACUCUUAGAAGCGAAGAGAAUGGAAGAAGAAAAUGAAAGAAAACGGAUUAUAGCCUUGCGAAAAGCGGAAAAAGAAGAAGAGAAAAGAGCUAGGGAAAAGAUUCGUCAAAAAUUGGAGGAAGAUAAGGCGGAAAGGAGGAGGAGACUUGGUUUGCCACCAGAAGAUCCUUCAACUGCAAAACCUGCUGCACCUGUUGUGGAAGAGAAAAAGAGCUCAUUGCCCAUAAGGCCUGCUACAAAAGCAGAGCAAAUGAGAGAAUGUUUGCGAUCUCUCAAGCAGAAUCACAAGGAGGACGAUGCCAAUGUGAAGAGAGCAUUCCAGACUCUUUUAACUUUUGUAGGGAAUGUUGCCAGAAAUCCCGAUGAGGAGAAAUAUAGAAAAAUAAGACUCACUAACCAAUCUUUCCAGGUAGAACAACUUAUCAUGCACAGAAAACAGCCAUCUGCUGAGAAAUCAUUUCCUGUUAUAUGA